AUGACGAUGUUGAUGGCCUGGACUUCGAAUCGAUCGAUCUUGAUGAUGAAGAACCGCGUCCGAGACACUUCAAACAAACAGGAAAGCGCAAGGCCCAACCCAGUCACGACAAUGACGACGCAAGAAUGCCCCGAGCAGUGCGCCAACGACCCGGAUUGGAAGAGUCAAGUGCGCCGGAUGACCUCUCUUCACGUCGAGCCAACGAAGAUGAAGAAAGGAAGUCGGAGGAACAACAUGACACACCGACUUCCUCCGCGUUUUGGCAUGCGAGUGCAAACGCCGUCGAAGCAGCGGUCGAUUUUUUCGGAGCCGUCGACAUUUGAAGAAGCAGUGUCUGGCCCGGACCAAGUACACUGGCGCAAGGCAAUUGAUGCGGAGCUCGAUUCGAUGAAGCUUCGCGGUGUCUUUCGUGCGGCCAAGUUACCCAACGGACAAAGCGCCAUUGGCACAAAGUGGGUCUUCAAGAUCAAGCGCAAGGCGGAUGGGUCGAUCGAGAAAUACAAGGCACGACUUGUGGCCAAGGGUUUUCGCCAAAAGUAUGGCAUCGACUACACGGAGACGUUCUCGCCCGUGGUCAAGUAUGUGACGCUGCGAAUGGUCAUCGCCAUUACCAAGCACUUUGGAUGGCCCCUCGACCAGCUCGAUGUGGUGACUGCGUUCCUGUAUGGAGUGAUGAAGGAGAAGGUGUUCUGCGCUGUUCCGGAAGGCGUCAAGAUGGAAGGUGAUUUCGAUUGUCUCGAGCUGAUCAAGGCGAUCUACGGUCUCAAGCAAGCCUCGCGUGCCAUUGUGUUUUUUGUGCUGGUCUACGUGGACGAUGUCUUGGUGACUGGAAGCUCGCUCGAGAUGAUUGCGCGCACCAAGAACGACCUCAAGACACGCUUCGAGAUGACGGACAGCGGCAAGUGUGCCUUUGUUCUUGGGAUCGAGUUAUUGGACGGUGAAGAUGGCAGCGUGACUAUGUGUCAGCGCCGUUAUGUCGACGAUGUCCUCAAGCGCUUUGGAAUGGAUGAGUGCAAGGCUGUGGCAAGUCCGGUGGACGUCAGCUCUCGACUGGUUCCGAGCAACUCUGCAAGCAAGGUGGAUGUCCCAUUCCGUGAAGCAGUGGGUGCUUUGAUGCAUCUGACGACUGCAACGCGACCGGACAUCGCCUAUGCUGUAAGCUUUGUGUCACGGUUCAUGGAGAAACCCCAAGAAGAACACUGGGUUGCAGUCAAGCGCAUCUUCCGCUACCUACAAGGCACCAAGAUGCAUGGAAUCUGCUACAAGCCAAGUGCGAAGAUCGACUUUCGUGGCUAUUCAGAUGCAGACUGGGCCGGUGACCUUGCUGAUCGCAAAUCGACGUCCGGCUACGUCUUCAUGCUAUUGGGUGCUCCGGUGAGUUGGGGCAGCAAGAAACAGCCAAGUGUGUCACUGUCUACAAGCGAAGCGGAGUACAUCGCGCUCAGCCUGGCGAUCCAAGAAGGCAAGUGGAUCAAUCGCUUGCUGUGCGAGAUCAUGGCGGCUGCAAACGAAGAAGGACCCGAGCUCGUCAUCCGUGAAGACAACCAGUCGUGCAUCAAGAUGACGAAGAAUCCUGUCAGCCAUGGCCGUGCCAAGCACAUCGACAUCAAGUACCAUCACAUCCGUGAUGAGGUCAAGCGCGGCGAAGUGAAGCUUGAAUCCUGCGAGACGACGUUGAUGUUGGCGGACAUCAUGACCAAGGAACUUCACGGACCGCGCCACAAGGAGCUGACACAGGCGCUUGGCAUCCGCACGUGUUUGCAUUGA
Messenger RNA from Peronospora matthiolae, 1767 nucleotides. NCBI's taxonomy places the organism in Eukaryota, Oomycota, Peronosporomycetes, Peronosporales, Peronosporaceae. The record is from the annotation of a GenBank genome assembly.